CUCGGUGCUCCUUCCUUUUCCCUUUCCCUCUGAAACCCUACUGACGGGCAAGCCGCUGGGCGUUGCCUGCUAUUGUCAACCAUCUCGAGCUACCGUUGGUCCUCCGGUGACGAGAUUUGAAUAUGACGAAGAAGAAGGAGAAGAGCGUGAACGUGUCCGGGAAGCCCAAGCACUCCCUGGACGUGAACCGGAAGGAUGGGAAGGGAGAUGCCCGCAGUGCUGCCACGGUGCGCCGCCUCAAGAUGUACAAUUCGCGGCCGAGGCGCGACACCAAGGGCAAGAUCUUGAGCCACGAGCUCCAGUCCAAGGAGCUCCCCAACACUCGCAUCCAGCCCGACCGCCGCUGGUUUGGGAACACGAGGGUUGUCAAUCAGAGAGAGCUUAUAUUUUUACGAGAAGAGCUCCAGAGCCGAAUGUCAAGUAAUUUCAAUGUUCUUUUGAAGGAAAGGAAGCUUCCUUUAUCCCUCCUAAAUGAUCCCAAGAAGCAAGCAAGGGUACAUCUUCUAGACAGAGAGCCUUUCUCGGAUGCUUUCGGUCCUAAGAGGAAGAGGAAGCGCCCCAAUCUCAUGGCAGCAGAUUAUGAAUCUUUAGUUAAGAAAGCUGAUGGUUCUCAAGAUGACUUUGAACAGAAGCGUGGUGAUUCUGCAGAAGGAAAUGAAGAUGAUGGACUUAGGGACUUGGUUCGGCAUACAAUGUUUGAGAAGGGUCAAAGUAAGCGCAUAUGGGGUGAACUCUACAAAGUCAUAGAUUCUUCAGAUGUUGUUAUUCAGGUUUUGGAUGCUAGAGAUCCACCAGGUACAAGAUGUUAUCAUCUGGAGAAGCAUCUGAAAGAACAUUGCAAGCACAAGCAUAUGGUUUUUCUUUUGAACAAGUGUGAUCUGGUUCCAGCUUGGGCAACCAAGGGAUGGCUUCGCGUAUUAUCCAAGGAAUAUCCUACUCUAGCAUUCCAUGCUAGUAUCAAUAAAUCUUUUGGCAAGGGCUCUCUCCUUUCUGUCUUGAGACAAUUUGCACGCUUGAAAAGCGACAAGCAAGCAAUAUCUGUCGGUUUUGUUGGCUAUCCUAAUGUUGGGAAAUCAUCGGUGAUCAACACCUUGAGGACAAAAAAUGUUUGCAAGGUUGCUCCUAUUCCUGGGGAGACCAAAGUGUGGCAGUACAUAACAUUGACAAAACGAAUCUUCCUAAUUGAUUGCCCUGGUGUCGUUUACCAGAAUAAGGACUCUGAAACCGAUAUUGUUUUGAAGGGCGUUGUCCGGGUCACAAAUUUGGCAGAUGCUUCUGAACACAUUGGAGAGGUUCUUAGACGGGUUAAAAGGGAACACCUGCAGAGAGCGUACAAGAUAAAGGAUUGGGAAGAUGAAAAUGAUUUCUUAGUCCAGCUGUGCAGAGCAACAGGCAAAUUGUUGAGGGGUGGUGAGCCAGACUUAACAACCGCAGCCAAGAUGGUCCUCCACGACUGGCAAAGGGGAAAGAUUCCCUUCUUCGUACCUCCUCCACAACGAGAAGCUGAAGCUUCUGAGGAGCCGAGCAAGGCUCACAAUGAUGCAGAUAAAGAUGAAGCACUUGCCUCUAAUCAAGCGGCUGCCGCUUUUAAGGCCAUUGAAAGAGAGAUAUCAUCUCAGCAACAGAAAAGUGUGCCUGUCCAAAGGGAUCUAUUCACCGAGGAGGAGCUGAAAGGGAAGUCAGAUUUGGAACACGGGUCGUCAGAGGAUGAAUCAGCCGAGGAGUCCCCAGCUGAGGAGGAAGAUGAUAGCUGAGGGCACCCUAAGUCGCGCACAAAUUUUGUUAGUGUACCCUUUAUUAUCUUUGUAGGAAAUAUCUAGAUCUCGUGUCUAAUCAUAAGUUUUUUUCUAAUUUGUUUCGAAAUCCUAUGUAUUCUAUUCUCAAUAUGUCAUUUCUUACUUCCAGCUAUAAAUUGUUGCAUGAUAUAGCAUGAUUUCUGAGGUUAGGAUCGAAUGGUUUCUUGCCUCGAAUACUGUUUGAAGCUUUCUAAUGAAUGCAGUAAGGAUCAAGGAUUAUCAUUUUGUGCUCA
Messenger RNA from Punica granatum (pomegranate), 2029 nucleotides. Lineage: Eukaryota; Viridiplantae; Streptophyta; Magnoliopsida; Myrtales; Lythraceae. The record is from RefSeq and is a predicted model, not a curated record.